Molecule: messenger RNA, 2973 nt
Organism: Pleuronectes platessa (European plaice)
Lineage: Eukaryota; Metazoa; Chordata; Actinopteri; Pleuronectiformes; Pleuronectidae
Gene: sap30l
Product: sap30-like
Exons: 4
Coding region: 1-537 (178 amino acids)
Biological process (GO): regulation of DNA-templated transcription
Cellular component (GO): histone deacetylase complex
Molecular function (GO): protein binding; transcription coregulator activity
Source: RefSeq, a predicted model, not a curated record
AUGAACGGGUUCAGCACGGAGGAGGACAGCCAUGACGGACCGCCCGCGCCGCCGUUCUACGGGCAGAGCUGCUGCCUGAUCGAGGACGGGGAGCGCUGCGGCCGCUCCGCUGGAAACGCCUCCUUCAGCAAGAGGAUCCAGAAGAGCAUCUCCCAGAAGAAGCUGAAGCUGGACAUCGACAAGAGCGUGCGACACCUCUACAUCUGUGAGUUCCACAAGAACUUCAUCCAGAGCGUUCGCAACAAGAGGAAGAGGAAGACCAGCGACGAUGGAGGAGAAUCUCCGGAGCAUGAUGUGGAGGUGCCUGAGGUCGAUCUCUUCCAGCUGCAGGUGAACACGUUGAGACGCUACAAGCGACACUACAAGCUGCAGACCAGACCUGGACUCAACAAGGCCCAACUGGCAGAGACGGUGAGUCGUCACUUCAGGAACAUCCCGGUGAACGAGAAGGAGACGCUGACGUACUUCAUCUACAUGGUGAAGAGCAGCAAGAGCCGCUUGGACCAGAAAGGAGACGGCGGAAAACCGUUGGACUAAAGCUUCCCGACGACAACCACAGCAAAUCGACAGUGAUCUAAACCCACGGUGACAAACAAGCAUUAUUGAAGCUGGACACCACUAACUACAGCAGCCACCACCGCUAUGACAAGCUCCUCCCACAAUCCUGCGCCCCGCUCCGCCUUCGCACCAGACAGUGACUCUCUCCGUCCUCAGAGGACGCCUCACAGAGCAGGAGGCCGAGGGGAUUCAGGACGGGCCGAGUUUCGCUUUUCGCCCAUUUCGCCCUUUUCAGAUAAACCCCAGUCCGUGCACAUGUUGUCACGCCCAUCGAUCCUCUCUCUCUCCUCCGCACAAAGCCGAGUCCCUAAAGACUGUCGAGGACCAGGACGCCGCGUCUCACGCUGUAAUGUAACUUGUCGAUAUGUACAAAAGGAAUCGCGUCCGAUCUGAAGUAACCUGGUGGAAUGAAAUGUACAAAAUUAGCUGCCUUAAGUGUGAAAAGCAAAACACGUUCUGGUAAUUUUUUUGGGGGGGGGGGGGGGGUGUUCUUUUUUUCUUCUCUUUGCCGAGUUGACUGUUAAAACACGUUUCGCCAUCCACGAGGAAACGCUUGUGCCAAACAGAGACCGAAAGAAGAGUGUUGGUGAUGAAUGAGGCUGAGAGGGAGGGUGUCUCUUCUUCUUCUUCUUUUUUUAAUGUGAAAGAACGAAUGAAUUGUAGGAAAGUGGAGCCGCCGCCACUGGGCUCACAAAACUGGCAAAAGUCUUUCACACUCUAAAAUGAAGAAGUCGCCGUUUCCCAACCGAACGUGAUGCAGUGAACGACCGUGGAGAAUGAAGCAGCAUUUGGCUGCGACCCACUUUUCUCCUCCUCCAUCGUAUAAACACACAAGGAUUCAUUUCUCUGAGCAUUGCAGGCGGUCGCAACUUCCUUCUUUUUCUUUUUUUUUUAAAAUACAUAUAAAUAUAUAUAUUUAGUUUCCUUCUUUUUAGUUGAGCCACAAUUCUAUUGGUUGUAUAAAGUUGUUUCUUGGAGAUAUGAUUUAGUUUUUUGUUUUGUUUUUCAGCUAAAAGGAAAUGUGUGCGUUUGUGUGUGUGUGUACUUGUACUUCUGUCUUUGUGAGGACUUGUUUCACCUUUUGGAGAGAGGACAUUUUGAGUGUUAAUACUUGAUAUCAGGGUGAUGUUAUGGUUUAGGCUUUUAUUUGUGGUAGUAAAAGUUAAGGGUAGUGGGCUCGAGUGUUUUAUGUCAACAAGUGUCCUCAGACAAGAAGGAAGUACAAGUAUGUGAGUGUGUGUGUGUGAAACGGGGGAAAGAGUCAAUAUUGGCACCUUUUUAAUAUUUAAGAGUUUAUAGUUGACGGCCUAAACUCUUGAUUUGAAGCUUUUCCAGCCUGGAUGUAUUUCUCAAAGCUGGAUUGAUGACUGUAGAUUGUUCUUUUGUUUUCUUCCCAUAGUUAGAAUGUCACGCAGCAGAGCUCAUUCACUUAAAGUCACUUAAAUUACCCACACUCGUAGAUAUUAGUCCUCCAGAACCGAAUGGCCACUUUCUUGACCCAUGUCCCAUCCUUCCUCUAAAGCUCUGUGGAAAUCUGUCCAGUGGUUGAAGUGUAAUCCUGCUGGGGACCGGGGGAGGAAACAUAAAAACAUGUCUCACAGCUUCUGGAAGCCCUUCGUCCUCAUCGUGCUGCAGAAAUCUGUUUCACAGGGAGUCUUCCAUGUUUAACAGGUUGAUGCAGAACUGACACUGUCCCUCUGGCUCAUGUGCGUAGCUGAAUGUCAUACAUGUCCAAUGUGAAUCUGAUCUGGCUCCAAAACUGCAUCACAACCAAACCGGAAACAGUGACUCUGCUAGUUUUGGCUGCAACUUAUGAUUUAUUUUCUAUUUAAGCAACCUGUCACUCGUCCAGUUUGUAUGAAAUGCUCUGCAGAGCCGAAGAAUCACGUCUCUGUCGAACUUUGCCAUCAGCUGCUCGACUGGGUCUUUUUUAAUUUUCACCAAAGCGCAGGCAGUGAUGAGAGAUGACCAGCAGGUGGCCUCCUGUGACCCUGUUACCGUUAAACAUGAUGAAUUUGAUUUAUUUAAAAUCCUAUAUGUUGUGCCGAUGUCCAUCUUCCACCGCUCGUCCUCUGUAAACUGUUUCUUUCUAAAUGAUGGCGACUUCACGAGCGUACACACUGUUUGAGCUUCUUCUUCCUUUUUCUUUUUAUCUCGUCAUCUUUUUGUCGCGUUUAUAUUUAAGUUGACCAGGUUUUCAUUUUGUUAGUGUUUGUAUUUUUUCAGUUUUGGCUUGUAGGUUUUUUUUUUGUUAGUGUCAUGUAGAGAAACACCCGACUUUAUUAACUCAUAGGCCAUGCCACAUUAACCUAAUUAUUGUAUUAGAAAAAAACAUAUUUAAAUAUGACUGCUUAUUGCUCCUGAUGAUGAUGAUGAUAAUAAUUAUAAUAAAUGUAUUGUACAGGCAGAAUCAAA